AUGAGUGCUGCUUUGCUUUUGGAUGCGUUGAGAAGACAUGAUUUGGAAGAGUAUUAUCCAAACUUAUCUGCACAAGGCAUCUCGAAACUGGACAAUCUACUAGAGUUAUCCGAAGCAGAUUACUCGAGAUUAGGCAUUCGCUCUCCAGAAGACAAAUCAAGGUUUUUGGCGUUGACUCGAGAUAUCAGCAUGCCCCGCAACAACAACACAACGAUUAAACCUAGUAACCAGAGUAGCGAUAGAUCAAAGCUCAAGACAACCACUGAAUGGAUAACACGAAAGAGGCCCUUACCUACAGCUGGAUACUCGCCAGAACGAAAGACUCGACGCAUGACAAUCGCCCCACAGACGCUCAUUUCACGUACACCACCCAAGACGUCUGCUCGAGAUCGCCGUCUUUCGUACCUACCAACAGCUUCCGUGCAGCGAGACAUAGCUCAUAAAUCGCCUACCAAAAGCCCUAUCAAACCUAGACCAAUACCAAGACCCAAGAUCAUGAAUGAGGAACAUAUAAUUACCGAGCCGCCUAAACAACCCAUUGUUGAAAAAGCUUCAACACGAUAUUUGGAUGCGUACGGUAUCCCUAUGAAUCAAAGAGCUAGACUUGCGCCAACAUCCGAUAGCCCCACACAUCAGCAAGGCUCUCUUGAGGCAUUCUUGCAGUCAAAGGCAACAAAACCCACCCAUCAAAGCACAACAAAGGCUUCAGCAGCUCUAUCAUUGAAUACGGCAAAUGACUUGAAUCAGCGUAUCCGCGUAUGUGUACGAAAAAGACCGUUGAAUAAGAAGGAGACCAGCAACCAGGAAGUGGAUAUAGCUCCUCUAAGAGGCAGUCGAACUAUUGAAUUGAAUGCACCAAAGACUCGGAUUGACCUCACUCGAUACACAGAGACCCACACAUUCACAUUUGAUGAUACAUUUGAUGGCAGCUCUUCACACACUCAGAUCUAUGCUCGAACAGCACAGCCAUUAGUGGACUACAUUUUCAGGGGCGGAAAGGCGACAUGUUUUGCACAUGGACAAACAGGCUCUGGAAAGACAUACACAAUGCUGGAUCCCAACCACGGCCUCUAUGUGCUUGCUGCGCAGGAUAUUUUUCGACUUUUGUCAUCAGAAUAUUAUGCUCACCUUUCCGCCAGUGUUGGAUUCUACGAGAUUUAUCAGGGCCAAUUAUUUGAUUUGCUCAACCUAAAGACCAAGUUGGUUGCAAGAGAAGAUGGUAAUGGAAAUGUGGUGAUUGCAGGUCUUCGUGAGUAUCCUAUUGGCAGCGUGGAGGAUCUCAUGUCGGUAUUCGAGUACGGAAAUCAAGGCAGAACCACUGGCAAGACUGGCGCCAACAACAAGUCUUCUCGCUCACAUGCUGUGCUUCAGAUCCUGUUAAAAACAAAGACGACUCCUCCCAAGGUGCAUGGCAAACUGAGUUUUAUUGACUUGGCAGGCAGUGAAAGAGGCGCGGAUAGAGGCGAUGCGAACGAUAAAACAAGACAAGAAGGUGCAGAAAUCAACAAGAGUCUUUUGGCGCUAAAAGAAUGCAUUCGUGCCCUGGAUCAAAACAAAAACCACACUCCCUUCAGAGGAAGUAAACUCACUCAAGUGUUGAGAGACUCCUUUACAGGCGAUUCUCGGACAUGUAUGAUUGCUACCAUAUCCCCUAAUAACUCGAAUAGUGAGCAUACAUUAAAUACCCUCCGUUACGCUGAUAGAGUUAAGCAGUUGAGAGGAGAAAACGAUCCUCGUUUGAUGGGUGAUUACGGCCGAAAUGCAGACAGUAAAGAAGGAGGGGGCCUUGUUACAGCAGAUGCAGAAGUCGAAGUGAGAGAUACAGACAGUCAAAGUGUGUCCAAUUCAGAUGCGAUUUACGAGAACGAUGCCUCAGAAAACUUGUUGGAGGUGGAUUUCCCAUCAAGCGAAGUAGCUGCGAACGCCUUGACAACGCCUACCAAUGAACGCUACUACCACGCCAUCAGUGCCCCUGAAUUGACUACAGACCGCCAGGAAAAGUAUCUCCAACGUCUUGAAUCACCACCAGCCGAGGUAUUUGAUCAAAGCAUGGAUGAUCCGUUUGGAUCAGUGCCACUUGUGAAGGACGGCGCGGCAAGUCAAUCCAUGCGCAUCGAUGUCAGUGAAUCCGACAUGUCAUAUUCUACAGUAACCGCCACAACAGCUACAACAUGCAAUGAAGCCAGGCUUCGCAAGUUUGUGCGAAUGCAUCGAGCCCAGAUCAGCCGCAUGGAGGACUGCAUAAAGAAAGAAAAGAUGAUACUUGGCAAAAUAUCAAUGACCAUCCUUACUGAAUCAAGCGGUGCAGACGAUAUGGAGGAUGACUUGAUGGAUCAUCAGCAACUCAAGCAGGAUUAUGAAGACUAUUUGAAUGACUUGGACGAUAUUCUGGAUACACAGUUUGAUUUGGUCAAUGACCUCAAGAGUAGAAUUAAGGAUGAGCUGGAGGAAUAA
Molecule: messenger RNA, 2454 nt
Organism: Mucor velutinosus
Lineage: Eukaryota; Fungi; Mucoromycota; Mucoromycetes; Mucorales; Mucoraceae
Exons: 9
Coding region: 1-2454 (817 amino acids)
Biological process (GO): microtubule depolymerization; microtubule-based movement
Cellular component (GO): microtubule
Molecular function (GO): ATP binding; microtubule motor activity; microtubule binding
Source: RefSeq, a predicted model, not a curated record